AUGUCAAAAUUGAGUGAGACAUCACUCCCACCAAUUGAAGCAUUCCACAACUCCUUGACAGAUGAAGAGUUAAGUUCAGAAGAGUAUGAACAUGCGUGCAAGGUGUGGUCACACUUUAAUAUUGCUAAUCUUGAAGAAUAUACAAUGCUAUAUUUACGGACAGAUGUGAUUAUCCUUGGAGAUGUUUUCCAAAACUUUAGGAAGAUUGUACACUCGACUUAUGGUUUGGACCCUGCAUAUUAUUUCACCGCUCCAGGUCUCGCAUUUGAUGCCAUGCUAAAAAUUACUGAUGUACGGCUUGAGUUGCUAACUUGCAGAGAGAUGCACGACUUCUGCAGAAGGGGGAUGAGAGGUGGAUUUGUAACGACACCCCUAAAGUAUUGUAAAGCCAACAAUUAUUACAUGGGGGAGUUAUAUAAUAAGGAGGAGGCAUCAUCCUACAUAUACAACAUAGACAUGAACUCACUUUAUGCCACAGCCAUGUGCCAACCCCUUCCUUAUGGAGGAUUUGAAUGGGCUGACAUUGACGAAUUGGAAGGUAUCUUAGAAGCUGGCGAGGAUUCAGAAUUUGGAGCAUUUUUAGAAGUAACCAUGGAAUACCCUGAACAUCUCCACGAAGUCCACGGAGACUACCCUUUUCUUCCGACUCAAGAAGAAAACGAGGACGGUAAUAUGUGCCUCAUGGCCACUGUUCAUGACAAGACCAACUAUGUACUGCACCAUACUAGUCUACAGCUAGCUAUGAAACAUGGUCUUGUUCUCAAACAUGUACACAGGAUCCUAAAAUUCAAACAAUCAAAAUGGUGUGAGAAAUUCAUCCUUUUGAAUACAGAGAUGCGUAAACAAUCUAAAAACAAAUUUGAAGAAGACUUUUACAAAGGGUUUUCAAAUUCCGCAUUUGGUAGAUCUAUAAUGAAACUGGAUGAUCGUGUCAAUAUUAAGAUUGCGAAGACCAAUCAACAAGUGGACAAGUUCUCAAGAAGUAGACUAUUUAAAGAGUUUUAUGCUGUGUCAGAGGACACCCUAGUCUUCGUCAUGCAUAAACCCAAAAUUAUAUUCAAUACUCCAAUAUACAUGGGUGUUGCUAUAUUAGACAUCAGUAAAACUAUAAUGUAUUCGUUUUAUUAUGACUAUUUAAAACCUAUGUAUGGAAAUAAAAUUAGAAUGGGGUACAGUGAUACAGAUAGUAUUCUAGCCCACAUAUAUACACAAGACUUGUACCAGGACCUAAAAAAUAGUCCAAUCUUCACCAGGCUUGACACAUCCAACUACCCUAAGAAUCAUAUUUUGUACCAGACUGGGAGACGUUUUGGUUUGGGCCUGGCAAAGGACGAAGCUGCUGGAGAUUUGCCAGUAGAAUAUGUAGGGCUGUGCUCCAAAGUGUACAGCAAGAAGAAAUUGAUACUGGAGACAGGACAAAUAGUGGUUUACGGUAUGAAGGCUAAGGGGACACAAAAAUCGAUGUUGCGAAAACAUGUGACCUUCGACGACUACUUCCAAAGUUUGAUGUCUCGAGGGAAUUUUGAAAUGAAGCUCCCUUUUACACGCAUUUCAAGCAGUAGAAUGCAAAUCACUACUGUUACAGGAUUUAAAACCGCUCUACGAUGUCACGAUCCCAAACGUUUCCUUUGCUCUGACGGGAUACACACCCUCCCCUUCGGAGACAAGAGGAUUGAAGAGGAAAAGAAGAAAAUAGAAGAAGAGGAGUCAGAGGCGAGAAGAGAAAAUGAGUAA
This is a messenger RNA of Macrosteles quadrilineatus (aster leafhopper), 1734 nucleotides long. RefSeq lists its product as uncharacterized. NCBI's taxonomy places the organism in Eukaryota, Metazoa, Arthropoda, Insecta, Hemiptera, Cicadellidae. Bases 1 to 1734 code for a protein of 577 amino acids. The transcript has a single exon. Gene Ontology annotation, biological process: DNA replication. Gene Ontology annotation, molecular function: nucleotide binding; DNA-directed DNA polymerase activity; DNA binding. The record is from RefSeq and is a predicted model, not a curated record.